This is a messenger RNA of Lachancea meyersii CBS 8951, 771 nucleotides long. Lineage: Eukaryota; Fungi; Ascomycota; Saccharomycetes; Saccharomycetales; Saccharomycetaceae. The record is from the annotation of a GenBank genome assembly.
AUGUGGGACAAUCCGUUGAACAAGUACCUGGACUUUGAGUCCAGAGCGAUAGAGCUUCUUCGCAGAGUUCCAUUUUUGCACGAGUACACCAGUGAUAUGAUUAGCGCACGAAUCACAUUGUUCUUGACGACGGUGGGGCUGAUGGCUCUGGUCAAUGAACUAUACAUUACGAUAGAGAUGAGCUUCCUGCAGAAAGAAACAUACGGCGAACUGAAUAGGGCUCCACUCAAUGCUGAGGACUUGAAAAAUCAUCGUAUGAUUAUUGACGACGAAUUCCAUGGGAAGGAAUGGCUGGACGAGAAAAGCGGUAUCGUCAUGGAGGAGUUUGAAAGGCUUGACCGGUUUUUCGCCAAACCAGUCCAUGUGUCGCAUCUGUACGUGGAAUGCAAUAUCAUAGAGCGUUCGCAGCCAAGCAAAUCCAAAGACAAGAUUGAUAUCGAGUGCAAAGGCCCAGAUUUAUUGUCGGAACCAUUCGUAUUCCACAUGGAGUUUUCACCCGAAGAUUGGGAGCUUGAAAAAAGGCCCGAGUUUGGAUGCAAACUGCAAGUUCUUAGACGCAAGCUGUAUCAUUUUUUCAAAGACAGUCAGUGGCAUGAACGGUAUGUUGGGCGUCAUACCGAAUCCAAAUUGAACGAGCCCUUCACGCUUUCCAGCAGCGUUCAAAUUUACAAUACGUCGCAGGAGCUGCUUCCUACCACGGUGGACGACAUUCAGUUAUGUUUCUUGAAGAUGGAGACCGGAGACACCAUCAAGUGCAAGUUUGUUGUGUAG